Strongylus vulgaris is the source of this 275-nucleotide messenger RNA. The record is from the annotation of a GenBank genome assembly. NCBI's taxonomy places the organism in Eukaryota, Metazoa, Nematoda, Chromadorea, Rhabditida, Strongylidae.
AUGGAAGGAUUUACGGGACGUGUUAUGUUUACUUGGCAUCCAAAUCAUCCAAAUAGGAAACUACGCAGCCAUAUAGGGGAUGCAAUAUACUUAGUUGCUUUUCCGGAAAUAUCUUGUGCUCUUGUACCAGUAAGUGAGAAGGGAUGUACUGUUGUUUCGGCAGACCAGCCAGUCGAGUUCCCAACUGACGAGAAAAAGAAGGUUCGUGCAUUUUUCAAAAAGAGGUGCAUGUGCCAUAAAAAUACCCGUCUUCUUGGUCAUGAUGGCUUUUGACU